UUUAUGCUUUAAUUUCAUAACGAGGCGAAGAGGAAUGAGAAUGUCCUCCAUUUUUCAACAGAACUUUGCAUCUUCAUCUCUCUGUCUCUCCAAGAAUGCUUCAUCUUUAUCCUUACUAGGUUUUCUCUCCUUUGUUGGUUUUCAUUUACGUCUACUGAGUACAGCCACUGAACAUAACCUCUCACAAGUCCUUCACUUUGUGUUAUCAGUUCAUAGGGCACCAUUAUCUUGCUUUUUUCUUUCCUCUUAGAAGAUGGGUUUCUGCAGCUUACCCUUUUGUAGUGUUUAAUUUACACUUACUGCCACUGGACACUCUGUGCAAGUGUGUAUCCCAUGUUACAGCCAAUCUUGUACUGUGAUCCACUGAAGAAGAUAAGUUUCUGCUGUUGAUUUUUUUUACUUUUAUUUAAAAUUUUUAAGCUUCGGUUUUGCUUGUUUGCCUGAGUCACUAAUGGAGCUGAAAUGGGUUCCAGCUGUAGAACACUGUAAGGCUCUUAAAUUAUAUCAACUGCCGCUAUUGAUUUUGGUACUUUUAUGUUCAUACCAAUCUCAUUCCGUUGUUCUUAAUCCUAAAGACAAGGCUUCACUUGUACUAUUCGGGUCAUGGGUUCAAGACCCAAACCAUUACUUGGCCACCUGGAUUGGGUCUAACUGCACAAAAUGGACUGGAAUUGGCUGCCAGAAUCAGACAGGCAGGGUCAUUUCCUUAAACCUGACCAACAUGAAUUUGUCAGGUCAUAUCCAUCCUAAUUUGUGCAAAAUUGCGUCUCUUGAGUCCUUGGUUUUGUCUGAGAACAGCUUCACUGGUCAAAUCCCAAUGUGCUUAGGUUGGUUGCACAAUCUCAGAAGCCUUGAUCUUAGUCACAAUAAGUUUGUUGGUCUUGUUCCAAACACCUUCAUGAGGCUUGGGCAGCUGAGAGAGCUUGUUUUGAAUAGCAACCAUGAUUUGGGAGGUAUCCUUCCGGGUUGGGUUGGAAAUUUUUCGUUAAAUUUAGAAAAACUUGACAUGAGCUUCAAUUCGUUUCAAGGGGAAAUACCUGAAAGCUUGUUUUAUUUGAGUUCUUUGAAGUAUUUGGAUCUUGGAAACAAUAAUUUAUCAGGUGAUCUUCAUGACUUCUAUCAGCCAUUAGUUUUUCUCAAUCUUGGGUCUAAUUUGUUUUCGGGUACUCUGCCUUGUUUUUCUGCUUCUGCAGAGUAUCUCAGUUUUUUGAAUUUAUCUAAUAAUUCUAUUGUGGGGGGUAUUCCUACAUGCAUUUCUUCUCUAAAAAAAUUGACACAUUUAAAUCUGUCAUUUAAUCACAUUGAUUAUGCACUAUCUCCAAGACUAGUUUUUUCAGAGGAGCUUCUUGUGUUGGACUUGAGUUUCAAUGACUUAUCUGGUCCACUUCCAGCCAAGAUUGCUGAGACUACAGAUAAGUCAGGGCUGGUUCUCCUUGACCUAUCUCACAAUCACUUCUCAGGUGGUAUCCCAUUGAAGAUCACAGAGCUGAAAAGUUUGCAAGCAUUGUUUCUUUCUCACAAUUUUCUUAGUGGGGAAAUUCCAGCAAGGAUUGGAAAUUUGACUUACCUUCAAGUGAUAGAUCUUUCUCAUAACUAUUUGUCGGGAUCAAUUCCUUUAAAUAUUGUUGGGUGCUUUCAGCUACUUGCAUUGGUACUCAAUAAUAAUAAUCUUUCUGGUGAAAUUCAACCAGAACUUGAUGCUCUGGAUAGCUUGAAGAUAUUGGACAUAAGUAACAACAAGAUUUCUGGGGAGAUCCCACUGACUUUGGCAGGCUGUAAAUCACUUGAGAUAGUAGAUUUCAGCUCCAAUGAUCUCUCUGGGAAUUUGAAUGAUGCAAUAACUAAAUGGUCAAACCUCAGGUAUCUCUCCUUGGCUCGGAACAAAUUCAGUGGAAGCCUACCGAGUUGGUUGUUCACAUUUGAAGCAAUCCAAAUGAUGAAUUUCUCUGGCAACAAAUUCUCUGGCUUCAUCCCAGAUGGUAACUUCAACAUUAGCUCAAAUUUCAACAAUGGAAACAUUGUUCAAAGAUUGGCCAUGGAGCCUUUUGAUGUGAUGCGAAACGUGGAGAUAAAAAUAUCAGUGUUGGUCAUUGGUAGUAAUGAAUUAAGCUUCAGCUACCAUCUAUCUUCAGUUGUUGGGAUUGAUUUGUCUGAUAAUUUAUUACAUGGGGAGAUUCCAGAUGGACUAUUUGGACUGCAAGGUUUAGAGUACCUGAAUUUAUCAUACAAUUUUCUUGAUGGUGAGGUUCCAGGUUUGGAGAAGAUGUUGAGUUUGAGGGCAUUGGAUUUGUCACAUAAUUCUUUGUCAGGUCAAGUCCCAGGGAACAUCUCUAUCCUUAAAGGUCUUACACUCCUGAACUUAUCAUACAACAGCUUCUCAGGAAUUGUUCCCAAGAAGGAAGGCUAUCGCAGGUUUCCAGGAGCAUUUGCUGGGAAUCCAGGUUUGUGUUUGGAGUCCUCGGGUGGAGCGUGCAGCACGGCUAGUCUUCCAGCUGUUCCUGGGAAGUCAUCAGAAGAAAUGGAAGGUCCGAUUUCUGUUUGGGUAUUCUGUUUAAGUGCUUUUGUUAGUUUCUAUUUGGGUGUUAUGGUUCUAUUUUGUUCCACUCGAGCGAGAACUUAUAUUCUCCAUUCAAAAGACUAAUCCAGCUUAUGUGAGUUAUGUACAUUCCUGGCCGUGUUGCAGUAGAAAUUUUACUCGUCUCGAGUUAACAUACAUAGAAUCUUGCAACUUGGGAUGCAAAGCUUCUUCUUCUGUGCUAA
This is a messenger RNA of Manihot esculenta (cassava), 2760 nucleotides long. Its product is annotated as receptor-like protein CLAVATA2. The transcript has 2 exons. NCBI's taxonomy places the organism in Eukaryota, Viridiplantae, Streptophyta, Magnoliopsida, Malpighiales, Euphorbiaceae. Gene Ontology annotation, molecular function: protein binding. The record is from RefSeq and is a predicted model, not a curated record. Bases 452 to 2641 code for a protein of 729 amino acids.